AUGGAAAUUCUUCAUCACAUGAAAAGUGAAAAUAAACCAGUAGAUUUUUUCCUAUCGGGUGGGGCUGGAGUUGGCAAAACGGUAGUUGUUAAGUCCAUUUACCAGGCUCUUAACCGUCACUUUAAUAACCAACCUGGAAGUAAUCCUGAUGAGCCAAAGGUUCUGUUAGCAGCCCCAACUGGAAAAGCAGCUUUUCUUAUUAAUGGCAACACCAUCCAUAAUCUGUUCCAAAUACCAGCAAACCAGGGAUUCUUUUAUAAACCACUGAAAAGUGACCGUCUGAACACUUUAAGAUGUAAAUUCCAAAAGUUAAAAAUGAUCAGUAUUGAUGAAAUUUCAAUGGUUGGAAACAGAAUGUUUCAAUAUAUUCAUUUGCGUUUACAAGAAAUAACAGUAUCAUCAAAGAUAUUCGGCGGUAUUUCUGUUUUGGCUGUGGGGGAUUUAUUCCAACUAAAACCAGUAUUUGAUAGCUGGAUAUUUGAGAAUCUCAAGGAAGAUUAUGGACCACUAGCAACCAACCUGUGGACAGAAAACUUCAAGGUUUCUCAGUUAAAUCAAAAAAUGCGUCAGAGCGAAUCAGAGGAAUUUGCUUCUGUUCUAAAUCGCAUUCGUGAAUGCAAAUACACAGAAAAGGACAUUGCUGUCUUAAAAGAAAGAAAACUCAACAAAGAUGAAACUCAACAAGAUUAUCCACUGUUAGUUCCACACAUUUUCCUACAAAAUAAAGAUGUUAGAAGCUUCAAUUCAAGAAUAUUUGCUCUUUCACAUCAAGAAAAAUUUACUCUUCAAGCUAAAGACUAUAUCAUAGGAGAUGUUGACAAGGAUAUCAAAGAAAAAGUAAAGAAAAGUAUACCAGAAGACACAAGUAAGACAAUGGGGCUAGAGAAAACCUUAAAUUUAUGCAAAAAUAUGAGAUGCGAAAUCUCUGUAAACAUUGAUGUUGAUGAUGGGUUAGCAAAUGGUUUAGCAAAUGGUUAG
Molecule: messenger RNA, 978 nt
Organism: Saccostrea echinata
Lineage: Eukaryota; Metazoa; Mollusca; Bivalvia; Ostreida; Ostreidae
Exons: 1
Coding region: 1-978 (325 amino acids)
Biological process (GO): DNA repair; telomere maintenance
Molecular function (GO): DNA helicase activity
Source: RefSeq, a predicted model, not a curated record